This is a messenger RNA of Vanessa tameamea, 2938 nucleotides long. RefSeq names its product lipoma-preferred partner homolog. The record is from RefSeq and is a predicted model, not a curated record. Gene Ontology annotation, cellular component: focal adhesion; stress fiber. Gene Ontology annotation, biological process: cell-cell adhesion. The coding region runs from base 109 to 1365 and encodes 418 amino acids. The transcript is spliced from 3 exons. NCBI's taxonomy places the organism in Eukaryota, Metazoa, Arthropoda, Insecta, Lepidoptera, Nymphalidae.
AUCGAGCGAUAGUUUUUAUAAAAUAAGGAUUAAGGAGUGCCGAAUUAUUCAGUAUUUAUGAAUAAAAUCAACAAAUAAUUUAUUAUUGGUGUAUAAAUAUUUGUAGCGAUGAGUACGCUCGACAAGCAACUAGCUGAUCUACGGAUCUACGCGAACGAGUUAGAUGCAAAACUCCAAGACGAUAUCAAUGCAGCAAAAACGAAACCAUCUAUCCCUCCGAAAAAAAAUAAAGCACCACAACCCCAAAUACCGCAAAGUUACACAGUAAAGUCAGCUUGCGAACCCUCCUACUCAUCUAGGCUAGAAUACGGUAGUCGCACAAGUUCUACCUACUCUAAUUUAGUACCAGUUAAAAGUUGUAUUGUAAGGAAUUCCGCUAGACUUCGAAGUGGCGAUGCUCUUUUAUAUAGCAAUUUAUUGCCACCAGGUGGUACAAAUCAUGUGUACUCCAAUAUCGCCAUGCAGCGUAAUACAGAAAACUUUUACGAGAGGGACACACGGUCAGAUGUAUCAAGAAUAAGUGAUCUAGGUGUGCAAUCAAAUUAUAGUGAGUUAAGACGACCAGGAUCAGCUUAUCCACCGUCCUCUGCUUCAGUAAAUGCUCAAGAUUUCUCUACAUAUGGUGGCUCACAGACAUCAUCAACAUAUGAGUCAUUGUAUGAGCCUAUUAAUCCAAGGUCGUGCAGCCAGUUAUCAGGAACCUCAUUGUACGGCGGCUAUGUUGGUACCACAGUAGAGCCUAUUCCUGUGCCUGAUAAUGCUUUAUAUUGUGGAAAUUGUUACCACUGUGGGGAAAGGAUUAUGGGAGAAACUACUGGUUGUACUGCAAUGGAAAGGAUUUAUCAUAUUAAAUGUUUCUGUUGUCAGCAAUGUGGAAUAAAUCUUCAGGGUAGACCAUUUUAUGCAGUCCAAGGAAAAGCUCUCUGUGAAAGUGACUACUUGGAAACACUCGAGAAAUGUUGUGUGUGCGGAGAUCCCAUUCUGGACCGCAUACUAAGAGCUACUGGCAAGCCAUAUCAUCCUCGAUGCUUCACCUGUGUAGUAUGUCAAAAAAGCCUUGAUGGUAUACCUUUCACUGUUGAUGCAGUAAAUCGUAUUCAUUGCAUUGAAGACUUUCAUAAAAGAUAUGCCCCACGAUGCGCACGUUGUCGUGAACCAAUAGUACCAGAAGGUGGUGCAGAAGAAACGGUACGUAUUGUAGCCUUGGACAAGAGUUUCCAUAUUGCGUGCUAUGCAUGCGAGGAUUGUGGUGCCUCACUAUGUUCGAGAGAAGAAGGUAAGGGCUGCUACCCACUUGAUGAACAUCUUUACUGUAAAGAGUGUAAUGCGAGACGCAUACAAGAUUUAUCAAGAAAUAUUAAUUAAUAAUGAAACUAAUAAACAUCAAUUUACUCAAUUGAUUGCACUGCUAUUUAUAAUUAUAUUAAUGUAAUAUGUCAAAAGAACCACCAAGUAAUGCUUAAUAAUAAAAUAUAUAAUCUAAUAAUAAUGGUACAACUAUGUUUAAACAUUGAUAUUAUAAUUUCAAGGAUUUUGUGAUUUUUAGUUGCUGUCUCUAAUCUUAAGUACAAUUUUGAUAUUUUUAAUAAGUAUUCAUGUGGUUUUUAUUUAUCAGAGUCAUUUUUAUUGCUGUUUUUCCAAAAAAAAGCUUCCAAUAAUUAUACAAAAUCAAUUUAUGAACACAUAUUUUUUUGUAAUUAUAGUAUUGUUAUUGAUACAUUGAGUAUUUAUUUCUAUAUCAUUCAGAGUAUUAUUUAUUAAAAUCAAAUCAUAUAUCUUGACGAGAUGGACCAUUCCAAACUGCAUUUAUUUUAUACAAUAAUUAUUUAAAGGCUGUGUAACAAGUCCACAGUAUUAAUAUAUUCAAAGGACUAUGAAAUGUGAUUUUUAUGUUAAUUUUUAAUUAUAAAAUAAGAUGCAUUACCAUAUUAUUCUUAAAUAUAAUUUUAGUAUUGUUUGAAGCCCCCUAUUAUGUAAAAGGUGCCAUUUUUUUGUAUAUAGUGCUAAUAGGUUGUGUAAUUAAUUAUAUUUAGAGUAGUAUAUGGUACUUAUAUCAGUACAUAAGGGAAUGUUUUUCAGUUAUACAUAUAUUUGUACUCAACAAGCAAUUGAAUUACUUUGUCCUAGCAUCAAAUUAAACAUAAGUUGAUAUCAAAAUUUGUAGAAACAGGUACAAUAUUCUCUUGCUAAACAUGUAUCAAGCCACAUAGAAGUUUUUACGUGUGUAUAUUUUUGUCUUACAAUAAAUCAUGGUAAUCAUUAAAACUAAGGUGGCUAAACAAAAUAACUUAAUAAUUGUUACAUUGUUAUUGGAAUAUGUAAAGAAUAAAGAGAAGUAAUAACGCGUUUUAGCAAAUGUCUGAUAAUCAUUGCAUCUUAUCUUUUUUGUAAAAUGUCUUACACAAAGUAAUCAGUAGUCAUUAACAUUUUUUUUUUGUGUCAUAUAAUUAAUUUUAUAAAACAUUAUAUAUUGCAUUAGGAAAUAUAUCUAAAGAAAAUUUAAAUAAUGAAAUAUUAUGAAUUUCCAAUGCAUUUAUGGAUCUGCAUUUACGAAUUAUAUAUUAAGCUUUGUAAGAACAACAUGUUCUGAGAAAAUAUAUUAAAAAAAACAUUUCUUAAAUUUACAUUAAAUAAUUAGUGCUUGAAAUUUGAAUAAUUUGUAACAACUAUUUUAAUUCCAAGCAUUAUUAUUUAAGUACCAACUGUACUUAAAUAUGUAGUUAUAAAUAAGAAUGUUUCCUAGGUUUGUAUUUGUAUAAUGGUACAUAUAUAACUGUAUGUGGUAUGUAUGUUGAAGUAGUGCAUAGAAAGUUAAAAUUUACGUUUUACGCUUAUUUUUAUUAGCAAGUGAAAAUGUCACAAGUUAUGAGAUUAUGCCAGUUUAGUAUUGUGAUGAACCAUAUUUGUUAAGUAAUAAAUAAUACCAUACACUAACAAA